Messenger RNA from Closterium sp. NIES-65, 1473 nucleotides. The record is from the annotation of a GenBank genome assembly. NCBI's taxonomy places the organism in Eukaryota, Viridiplantae, Streptophyta, Zygnematophyceae, Desmidiales, Closteriaceae.
AUGAGGCCGGCGUUGAGAAACGCGGACCCCGACGAGAUAGGGGCCGCGCUCGAACAGAACAUGGGUGGUGACUGGAAGAUGGCGGAGGGCGACGAGCAGUGGUUCCACGGCUCUGAGACGAAUCCGUGGCGCUUACGCAAAUACGUGACCUUCCUCGCGAACGAGACAGUCGCGCAGGCGGACAGGAUGGCCACACUCAAGCGGCCAGAGAAGACCUUGAAGAAGAGACGCCAGUGCACCCCGGCAAUGCUGAUGGGGCGUCUCAAGGCUUUGAACCUGCUCAUCAAGCUGGACAAGGCCAUCUUCAGGAAGCCCGUUCUGAACCUGCUGCGCGACUUUGCGGAGUGUCGCAUCUGGGUCCGCGUUCAAGUACGCAACCAGUACAAGCGGUUUAUCGCGACGGGCAAGACAAACAAGGACUUCUCGCUCAACUACAUAUCUGCUAUGAGGCACAUAGAUUGGACGUUGUGCGCGGUCGGAGCCACGCUGCUGUGGCUGCACUGGGUGUACGACUUGGUUCCCAUCCUCUACAAGGACAUAGCCCCCCCUCUCGACUUUACGGAACCCUCGACGUGGUACGAUCAAUACCUGUUCUUCCCCCUUCGCGCUGGCAAUGAGAAGCAAAUACCGCCCACGACUCAUCACGACUGGGCGGCGAAGAUUCUCCAGGAUGCGGGAAUCACAUGCUCGCGUGCGGUACACGCGACCAGGGCUGGGGGGGCGCAGCACGUGUCCGCGGACGGAAUGCCUUCGGAUCAGCUGGCGAGGCUGGGGGGUUGGCGCUUCAUCAACGUGAUGACUAAGCACUACCUCACAACCAUUCCGAGGGAGGCCGUGCUGCUGAAGGCGGGCUUCACCGGGGUUGACGGUGACUACUUCCUGGGUCGCGCAACUGUUCCGUGCAAGGAUUACAACCGCAAGAUGGUGAAAAAGCAGAAGCCGGAGAAGCAGGACACCACGGGGCUAAACAUAAUGAAGGAGCUGGAUGGUGACGCUAGGAUGGCGGUCGCGCAAGACCUGGCAAUGUAUUACAUCCACCAGCCGCGACACCCGUACGUGGUCAACAACCCGCUCUGCCAGACGGAGGAAUUUGCGUCGUGGGCUGCAGAUGUCUCAUUGGCAAAUCAACUCGCCAUAGUACAGCGCAACACACCUACACUGACCCAGCCCGCACCCCGCGGUGCAGUUACGCGAAUGGCCGCGCUCAUUGGGGAGGAGGGAGGCGGUCAGAACGUGAUAAACCGUGUCAAGCGACUCAUGAACUUCAUCGCCCACAGGGUGGAGCAAGGAGACGACAUCGCGGUAGUGCUCGACAAGCUCGACCUCGUGUCAGGAGCUGUGGGCAUGUCGGGUGUAUCGGAAGGGAUCGCGGUAAAGAAGAAGAGUGUUGACCUGGAACUGAGCCAGCUCAAGAAGGGUUCUCCGGUGGAGUUGCAGUUGCGUUACUGUGCGCUGAUGCCAGACUUACAGUAA